UUGUAUUCAGAUCAUGGAGCUGAAAUGGCUGCUGUGUGUGACACUGCUAGCUCUUGGAAUGCUGGCUGUCCAGGCACAUGACAUGGAAGAUGACAAUGAUAUUGAUGAUGUGGUUGAUAUUGAGGAUGACUUGGAUGAUGCCAUUGAGGAGAUAGAAGAGUCAAAGUCUGAAAGCAGUGCUCCACCACCACCUCCAAAGGUUACCUACAAGGUCCCUGUCCCAACGGGCGAAGUUUAUUUUGCAGAAACCUUUGAUAAAGGAACUCUGGAUGGGUGGAUCCUUUCCAAAGCAAAGAAAGAUGAUACAGAUGAUGAGAUUGCCAAAUAUGAUGGUAAAUGGGAAGUUCAAGAUAUGAAGGACACGAGGCUUCCUGGAGACAAGGGGCUUGUACUGGUAACCCGAGCCAAACAUCAUGCGAUUUCAUCCAAACUUUCAAAGCCCUUUGUAUUUGAUACCAAACCCCUUAUUAUACAGUAUGAAGUAAACUUCCAAAAUGGAAUCGAGUGUGGUGGGGCCUAUGUGAAAUUGCUUUCAAAAACUCCUGAGUUGAACCUGGAUCAAUUCCAUGACAAAACUCCAUACACAAUCAUGUUUGGACCUGAUAAAUGUGGAGAGGACUACAAAUUGCAUUUCAUCUUUCGGCACAAGAACCCAAAGACUGGUAAAUAUGAGGAGAAGCAUGCAAAGCGUCCUGAUGCAGACCUGAAGAACUACUUUACUGAUAAGAAGACCCACCUUUACACACUGGUCUUGAAUCCUGAUAAUAGUUUUGAAAUACUGGUCGAUCAAGCGGUUGUCAAUAGUGGGAAUUUAUUAAAUGAUAUGACCCCUCCUGUGAAUCCACCACGGGAAAUUGAAGACCCAAAUGACCAGAAGCCUGAGGACUGGGAUGAGAGACCAAAAAUUCCAGACCCAGAUGCUGUUAAACCAGAUGAUUGGGAUGAAGAUGCUCCUGCAAAGAUUCCUGAUGAAAAUGCUGUGAAACCAGAGGGUUGGCUGGAUGAUGAGCCAGAAUAUGUAGCAGAUCCUGAUGCCGAGAAACCAGAGGACUGGGAUGAGGAUAUGGAUGGUGAAUGGGAGGCACCUCAGAUUGCAAAUCCCAAAUGUGAGUCAGCCCCUGGCUGUGGUACCUGGCAGCGACCUAUGAUGGACAAUCCAAACUACAAAGGCAAAUGGAAGCCUCCUAUGAUUGAUAAUGUGAACUAUCAGGGAAUAUGGAAACCCAGGAAGAUCCCAAAUCCAGAUUUCUUUGAAGAUUUGGAGCCUUUCAAGAUGACUCCCUUUAGUGCUGUGGGACUUGAGCUGUGGUCGAUGACUUCUGACAUCUUUUUUGACAAUUUUAUUAUCUGUACUGAGAGAGCUGUGGCUGAUGAAUGGGCCAAUGAUGGAUGGGGACUGAAAAAGGCAGCUGAUGGUGCUGCAGAGCCUGGAGUUGUGGGCCAGAUGAUGGCAGCUGCUGAAGAACGUCCCUGGCUUUGGGUAGUCUACAUCCUCACUGUGGCUUUGCCAGUGUUCCUUGUUGUGCUUUUCUGCUGCUCUGGGAAGAAACAGACAAGUGCUGCAGAAUACAAAAAGACAGAUGCUCCUCAACCUGAUGUGAUGAAUGAAGAAAAAGAGGAAGAAAAAGACAAAGGGGACAAAGAGGAGGAGGAAGAGGAAGAAACAAAUGAUGAAAAGCUAGAAGAGAAGCAGAAAAGUGAUGCUGAUAUAGGAAGUGCUAGUCAAGAGGAGGAGGAGGAAGAAGAGGAGGAGGAGGAAGACAGGAAACAUGCAUCAGAGGAGGAGGAGACUGUGAAUAGAUCACCCAGAAACAGAAAGCCAAGAAGAGAUUGAA
Molecule: messenger RNA, 1835 nt
Organism: Tinamus guttatus (white-throated tinamou)
Lineage: Eukaryota; Metazoa; Chordata; Aves; Tinamiformes; Tinamidae
Gene: CANX
Product: calnexin
Biological process (GO): protein folding; ERAD pathway
Cellular component (GO): endoplasmic reticulum membrane; endoplasmic reticulum
Molecular function (GO): calcium ion binding
Source: RefSeq, a predicted model, not a curated record